AUGGGAGCAGUAUUCACCCAGCUAUACCCGCCCCGGCCCACCUUCACCGAGAAGGAUGUUCCUUCCCUGGUCGGCAAGGUAUUUAUCGUGACUGGAGGAAAUGCCGGUGUCGGGCUCGAGCUCGUCAAGAUGCUCUAUCUGAAAGGCGGCACGGUCUACAUUGCGGGCCGAUCUGCAUCAAGAAUCGCGGCCGAGAUCGAAGCAAUGAGUGCCAUCCCCACCGAUACCCCUGGAAAGCUCAAGAGUCUCAUCGUCGACCUCAACGAUCUAUCUACGGUCUCUCCGUGUGUCUCCGAGUUCCUGGCCCAAGAAUCCCGCCUCGACGUUCUCUGGAACAAUGCAGGAGUCGCGCAACCACCCACCGGCGCAGGCACAUCCGAUGGCAUUGAAGCCAUCAUGCGCAUCAAUUGCCUGGGUGCUUUUCUGUUGACCAAGAUGCUGUUGCCUGUCCUGAUCAAGACGGCACAAAGUUCACCCGGAGGCAGCGUGCGCAUAGUGUUCACGUCUUCUGGUAUCAUUGACAUGUCCGGCCCCCCAGGCGGCAUCGAUCUCGCCGAGCUUGUCCCCGGAAACUAUUCGAAAGACGCUUCUCGCAACUACAGCGCCUCCAAGGCCGGCAACUGGUUCUUGGCGUCGGAGUUCGACAAGAGGAUCCGCGAGCACGGAAUCGUGUCCGUGGCUCAGAGUCCCGGGACUUUGAGAACCAAGGGUUGGGAUAGAGCGCCGUGGUCAAUAAAGGUCUCAAUGGCCUUGUUCAUGCACGAGCCUAAGAUGGGCGCUUUGACUGAGCUAUGGGCUGGGCUGAGUCCUGAUGUGAAGCUCGAGGAUGGGGGCAGGUUUGCUAUACCCUGGGGUAGAUGGCAUCCCAGUCCAAACAAGGAGAUCCUCCAGAGCCUAAAGACCAAAGAAGAGGGAGGCACAGGUCUCGCGGCCCAGUUUUGGCAAUGGUGUGAAGAGCACACAAAGCAAUAUGCCAAUCUUUAG
Messenger RNA from Capronia coronata CBS 617.96, 984 nucleotides. RefSeq lists its product as uncharacterized. The coding region runs from base 1 to 984 and encodes 327 amino acids. The transcript has a single exon. The record is from RefSeq and is a predicted model, not a curated record. NCBI's taxonomy places the organism in Eukaryota, Fungi, Ascomycota, Eurotiomycetes, Chaetothyriales, Herpotrichiellaceae.